Messenger RNA from Fundulus heteroclitus (mummichog), 3491 nucleotides. RefSeq names its product N-acetyltransferase ESCO2. Gene Ontology annotation, cellular component: chromatin; nucleus. The transcript is spliced from 9 exons. NCBI's taxonomy places the organism in Eukaryota, Metazoa, Chordata, Actinopteri, Cyprinodontiformes, Fundulidae. Gene Ontology annotation, molecular function: protein-lysine-acetyltransferase activity. Gene Ontology annotation, biological process: mitotic sister chromatid cohesion. Bases 120 to 2453 code for a protein of 777 amino acids. The record is from RefSeq and is a predicted model, not a curated record.
CGCCACGGACAGCAUGCUGCUGAAGAGGAUCGAGGAAGAAAAGCAGGCGGCGGCGGCGGCAGCUGCGGCCGCCAAAGCUGAAGCCGACAAGAAGGAACAGCCAGCGGUCAACUCACAGGAUGCAGAGCCGGAAAAUGUGGCGACUCCCGCUGGACCUGCUGGACCCGAAGGUAAGCGACGCUCCGGAGGCCCCCGCCCCCGAGCCGUCCGCCGUCACUCCCUCGACGACGGAGUCGGCCGAAGCCAAGCCGGCCGCCGAGCCGCCGAAGAGACGCUUCUUCAUAUCGCAGAUUUCAGUGCCGCUGAAAGCCCAUGAGAAAAAGAAGCUGACACGGUAUCAGAGACUCAGACAGGUGGAGCUGCAGCGGGAGAAAAUGUCCUGGGCCCGAGUAAAGAAGCUAAAAUCUGACCAGGCCAAUCAGAUGUUUUCCGACAUCGACUGGCAGGCGUCCUUUUCUGGCGGCUUUUUAACGAGCCCCGUAACCCCUCCUCCGCCGGCGACCAGCCCGUCGACAACAUCCCCCGCCAGCCCUGCGCCUGCCACUAAACCUGCUCCACCAACACCAGAGACACCCAAGGCCGAGCCGGCCGCGGCGGAGCCCACGAAAACCGAAGACCCCCAGACCCAGUCCCCCGAGCCAGAAACUGCCAAAACGCCGCCUUCUAAAAAAGGAGCCGCCAAAGCGCCGCCUGUUAAAGCUGAACCCACCAAACCGGAACCGCCUGCCGUUGAAACCCGAAGAAGCACGAGGCAGAGCAAGGCUCAGGCCUCUCAGGCUGCCGCCGCCGCCGCUCCGGGACCCGCUCCCAAAGUCACCCGAUCCGCGGCCAAGAGGACCCUGCCGGCAGUUCCUCCUCCCAUGCCCAACGGACUUAAGGCUCAGAAGCCGAAGCCUGUGGAGUACACGCCGUACAAACCCCGGCCCAAGUACUCCCCGGAUGACUUUGAGCUCGACGACGACGACACGCUGCUGGCGCCUCCUAAAAAGCCAAAUCCGCCCACACAGCCGCCUCGGCCCGGCGUCCCGGCUCAGCGUCCGGCGCCUUCAUUAAAACCCGCCACUACGGCGCCACCGGCCAACCAGGCGAGGCUAAAAGCUCAGAGUGCGCCUCCCGGACAGACUUCAGGUCAGUCGAGGCCCGCGGCGGCAACGCGGCCUCAGGUAAAACCAGAACAGGUCAAGCCUUCCGCUGCGGCCCCUCGGUCCAAUUCUACGGUCACAGCUCCCGUAAAACCGGUCCCUGCACCCGCUGCGCUUGUUCCCAAAGCCAACUCGGCCGCAGUUCAGCCCAAACCCGCCGCCGCCCCUCCUCCUCCUCCUCAGCCAACAAAAACAGCCGGUGCAAAUGUGACGCAGCCGAAGCAGCCUGCCGCUACGGAGAAUCAGCCACCUGAAUCCAAGCCUUCAGCAUCCAAGGCUACUGUAGCUUCAUUGCCUCAGAAGUCCCCAAAUCCUCCAACGCAGGAGAACAGGCAACCCAAGGGCCCAGCUUGUUCGCCUUCACCCGUCCCUGCCUCUCCCCUCACGCCUGAGGAGAGUGCCAAAGUCUCUGACACAACGAAAUGUGAAGAAAAACCCACGGUUACUGCCACUGAUCCGUCUCCAGAGAGCAACUCAGAGCUAGCCAAGACGGAGGAGAAGACGUCAGAGGAGCCCCGUCAGCACGGAGAAGCAAAGCCGAAAGACGCGGCGGCUCAUCAAGACGGCGACAAAGACGGCACUCAGACGGAUGCAGGACAGAAACAGUUUGGCCCAGACGCCUGCAGCGUGUGCGGGAUGUUUUACUCCGCCGCCAACCCCGAGGACGAGUCUCAGCAUUUACUCUUCCACAACCAGUUCAUCAGUGCCGUCAAAUAUGUGGGGUGGAAAAAAGAGAGAAUCAUGGCUGAAUAUCCGGAUGGCAAGAUCAUCCUCGUCCUCCCUGACGAUCCCAAAUAUGCCCUGAAGAAGGUGGAGGAGAUCCGGGAGAUGGUGGACAAUGACCUCGGCUUCCAGCAGGUGGAGACAAAGUGUCCCUCUCAGACCAAAACCUUCCUCUUCAUCUCUAUCGACAAGAAAGUGGCCGGAUGCCUCAUAGCAGAGCACAUCCAAGAGGGCUACAGGGUGAUCGAGGAGGCUCCGCCUGAGGGCUCAGAGGGGGAGAAGGUGAUGUUCGAGCGUCAGAGAGCGUGGUGCUGCUCCACCACGCCGGAGCCGGCCAUCUGCGGCAUCAGCCGCAUCUGGGUGGUCGGCAUGAUGCGGCGCCGGGCCAUCGCCACGCGCUUGAUCGAGUGUCUGAGGAACAACUUCAUUUACGGUUCCUACCUGAGCAAAGACGAGAUUGCGUUCUCCGACCCCACGCCGGACGGGAAACUCUUCGCCACUCAUUACUUCGGCACCUCGCAGUUUUUAGUUUACAACUUUGUGAGCGGAACCGGCGCCAUCAAGCCCAAAAAAAGCGACUCGGUAUGACGGCCCGCCGGGAGAGGCGACGGCGGAUUCGGAGACGAGAUCCUCGCCGCGUGUAGACGGACAUAAGUUAGCCCCUCCGAGAGGCCGGCUGCUGGCCGAAAACUCAGGAUGACAACUUCAACUCUUCUUCCCUGCAUAGUAUUUUGAGAAAAUCUAUUUUCUUUAUACUCUUUUUAAGCAAGCGUUUGGUUUUAUUAAGACAGCUACGUGCAUGAAGCGAGAGCAAUAGAGUUUAAAGAGCAUAUCAUUUUUUCAUGUUCAGCAAACCGAAGUGAAGGUGAGUGUCAGGAUCUCCUCCUGGACCCUGAGGCUGCCAUCGCCUCCAGCUGUGGGUUUAAAUCCCCCCCACCCCCAAGCCGAGCCCCACACUGUCCACGUUUUAUCCUUUUACUGUCCGAGUGUUAAAAUGUCGCCUUGGUUGUUUUUCUUUUUAAAAAAAUGUUUUAUUUAGUUUUUUUGUACUUUUUUUGGCCACAUGCCUCCCCUAACCGGCACGUGGCUUUUUAUUCAGUUAGCGUAGAGAAACAUCCUGUUAUUCUUUAGUCAUAAAUUAAAAUGUAUGUCAAAUAAUCAUGUAGAUUUAUGCAUACUAUAGUGAGAUUUAUAAUGGAAGACGAGAAGGAUUUAAAAUCUUUUUUUGUUUUUUUUGUUUAAGUUGGUAUAAAGGUCCAGUUUUAACGAGGGUUUAGAUCACACUCCGAUUAACAGCAUCAUCCUUUAUUUACUUCCUUGUUGUUAAAACGGUCGCCUUUUAGAGAGACAUUUUUGUGUAAGAAAAUGAAAUGGAUUUAUAUGAACCUCUUAUGUAAAUAUUUAUUUAAAUAAACCAUGUAUGAUAUUUUUUUUCUGCAGGCAAGUUUUUGUUUUCAUUUCAGUGCUCUGCCUCCUAGUGGUCAUUGACUUGUAUUGCAGAGAAAGGAGCAUUUGGCGUCUAGAUGGUGUACUUGCAUAUCAAUAAAUACAUCAGAUUAUGGCUUUUCAAAAAUACUUUUGUAGGAAAUGUGGUUUACUUUUCAAUUAAAGAAAGGAUUGUUUUUA